This is a messenger RNA of Plutella xylostella (diamondback moth), 4899 nucleotides long. The record is from RefSeq and is a predicted model, not a curated record. NCBI's taxonomy places the organism in Eukaryota, Metazoa, Arthropoda, Insecta, Lepidoptera, Plutellidae.
UUGCAGGCUGCAUCGACCGCACAGUGGCAUCAUUAUGAAUAAGGAUAAAGAUUACGUGUCGGAAUUUAUGGAUUUCCACGGAAUGAAGCUGCCAUGUCCAAAAAAGAAGAGACGAAAAAGAAAAAGUAUAUGCGCGAGAAACGCAUGCCCUCGACACAGAAAUAUUCGCCCUAAACCUCGCCAACCCCUCCGCUACUGCCUGGGGCGCUCCAAGUCAGGCAAGUCGGGCAAGUCAGGCCAGCGUCGCAAGUCUAAGCGGCCACGCCGAAUGAAGUCUGAAGACGAGUGCUUCGGACCCGGGGACGGACGGGACAAGUGGCCUUGGAGUAUGAUUAAGAGAAAGGGCCGCGGCCGCCUCCGCAAGGGCAUGUUCAAGACGCACUCGCUUACGAAGCUAGCGUGCAAGAAGGAGGUGAAACCAGACAUACGCUACGGCAUACUGCUGGGCUCGCAUAAUAUGUACGAUGAGCGGUUUGGUGCAAAGUCCCGCGGCAAGCAAGCCCUGGUGAUGAGUGUGACGGCGUACUGCCUCGCGUUCCACUACCACCCCAGGCAGUGGACCACGAAACUGGUCGACAAUCUGCUAGCUACGGGGGAGGCUUGGUACCUGCAGCUACUAGAGAAGGUGCACGACCACGAGGCGGUGCGCGGCAUCUGCGAGGUGCUGCCCUUCGGCAAGAAACACGCGUUGAACUUAAACGGCAAGAAGAUGCAAGUUCUGCUCGGCGAGCCUGAGAUCGUGGGUUACACGAUGUGUAUGGAUCCGCGCAUCUACAACCUGUGUCGCGCGCUGCGGGUGUUCUUCAGACAGAAUAGAGCCGGGGUUAUGAUGACGAGGGUCCUGAAAGUGGUGAUAUGGCGAGACAGAAUAUGCUACUACAUAUUCGACCCGGCGGGCCGAGACAAAAAGGGCUUCGUCAAUUAUAAAGAUGGAACAGCCGCUCUCAUAAACGUGAAAGACGUAGAGUCAGUGGCCGAAAUGCUUCUAUCUCGCUCUAUUGUUGAAGACCAAAAAUUCGUUCUAGCUCCACUAAAAGUCCUCAAAAUGCUCGAUGAAAAAGAUGACGAAGAUUUAGAAUCGGAUGUCGAGCCGACCCAAGCAGAAAAAGCGAUGUUGGGCUACAGGAUACUGACGGAAAACAACGCUAUAUGCAAUGGAACAAUGCAUUUAGGCGACAAAAGCUUUGAAGACGCUAAAUACAGACAGUCACUUCCAAUAGCGUUAGUCGCUAUGACUUACGCGAAAAUAUCGCCCCCCAACACGUGGUACUCGAAAACUGUAAACAAAAUCUUGCGACUAGGAAAUAAAUUAUACCACGACUGCAUAAACCCUAAAAUCCUAGCCGAUCUAACCAUAAACAGUAUUCCUAACCAGAUCAAAGUGGGGCCCUAUGUCUGUGAGAUAAUCAUCUACAGGGAAAAAGUUACUGGGCAGUUGUUUACACCGAACGAAUGCCUAUUCAACAUAAACAGGGGUCUCGAAGAAUUCUUUACUCUGGAAAACUGUGGUAUACUGGAAUUUAGCAAUUACUAUCUAGCUGUAUGGAAGCAGAAAGAGAUGUAUUACAUGUAUGACCCUUACCCGAGGACAGCUGAUGGUUUGAGGGCCCUGCAGGGUGGGAAAGCCUGUGUCAUGAUGUUUCUGAACCCCUGGGCGUUGGCUGAAGCCUUCACAGCUAAUUGGGACUACAUGCCUGAGACUACACCGUUCUGUGUUCACGGAUUCAAAGUUUUGAAGCUUCGGAAGAAGGAUAAUAAGCACAAGCUCUACUGCUCUCUAAGCGGCGACCGCAUUCGCAAGCGAGUAAAACGCCGAGUACUAGAAGUUUGCGACUGCGACGGCGCGGGCGGGGAGGGGGCGGGGCCUCGGGGCGCGGGGGGUGAAGGAGGGGGCGUGGCUGAUGUUGAUGAUGACGUGUGGAGCAAGCCGUCCACGGCUAAGAUUAGCGGGGCUGCUGCGCCCAAACUAGCUGAAGAGAAGAUGGGAGACAUCAUAUCGCUAGUGGAGAGUAUUCUGGAGGGGCACGUGCCCCCGAUACCGAUGCGGUAUAAGAACGCACCGCCCGAUGAAGAGAUAGAGAAACCAGUGGACCUAGACUCGCCGACCGUGUCGGCCACGCAGAUAGUGCCGCCGUGGCCGCGCCCCAGAGACAAGAGUAACGAGGCUCCCGACCCAGACCCUGACCCCGAGCCCGAGGCGCCGCCGCCGCCGCCACCGCCUGGUGAAGGUGCUGGUGAAGAGGCGGGCGAAGAAGAAGAAGAAGAGGACAUAGACGAGGAGACGGAGAACCGGCGCGCCGCUGAAAAGGCUCGUUUAGCGGAAGAAAGGAGGAGGGCCCAGGAGCUGCCGCCGCCGCUGCCGCCGCCGCCGUCGCCGCAGCCGGAGCCAGAGCUGGCCCCACCACCGCGUAUCUGCGAAGAAGAGAUCGAAACCCUCGAGCCCAUCGAAGUAGACCGCCAAGUCCUGCUCACAGAAGACGCAAAGAAACGCUACAAAAUACGACAACUACGCAAAAAGGCCGCACCGCCGCUAAUCGAGAUACUCCAACCGACCAAAACCGCUUCAGACGAACUACUAGAACCGAGUAACUUCAACACGUUGCCAGAUUCUUCGCAAAUCGUGUCUGGGACAGAUUUUAUAGCCAACGAAGAGGCUCAGCACGUGAUGCCUUUCGUCUCGAUAAUGGCGAUUGUGACGUCAUACAAGUACUCUAUAAACACUUGGACGAGUGGAAUCGUUGAUUUCGUGGUGCAAGCGGGAAGAGAGUUGUAUGAUAAUAAGAGAGCGAAGUUCCAGUUUGCGCCGAUGCAUGUUAUACCGAGGAUUCGGAUUGGGCGUCAGACAUACGAAGCGGUAAUCGACGUGGUCGCCGAAGGGCCCACCUGGAAGCUGGAAGAGGUACUAAACCGUCAGUUCUGCUGCCGCUUCGACCGCCUCAUGAUGACCACUUGCAACUAUAGCGCCGCCAUAUUCCUGAGAAAUGGCCUGUAUUAUAUGUAUGAUGCGAGCCCGUGUAAUCCUAUGGGCUUAAGAGAGGAUACUGAUAUGGGAGGCGCGUGCUUCUUGCGCUUUAGGACUUUACAUGACUUGGUUACACGAAUGCUAUUCAACAAGGACGGCAAACGAGAAGACCAGCAGUUCGUGAUGAGUCGCAUCAUCGUGCGCCAAUUGUCCAAAGAGCCUCGUAUGCAACUGCCUGACGACUAUGAAUACGCGACCGGCCGCCCCAGGUGCCCUAACUCCAAGACUACUAUAGCAGCCAAGCCGAAGAAGAAAACCACCGUCAUCGACCCCAAUAUAGGCUCCAUGGUCGACAAGAAAGUACCAAUAGGGUACCAACAGUCAGAGUGUGGGACCUAUGUCAUUGAAGGGACAACGUCUCUUGGACCGAGAAGCUCAUCGGAUUAUAUACAAGAUUGCCACUUCGUGUCGCUAGUAGCCAUGUUGUUAGCCACCAUGCAUCCAGUAAAAACCUGGGACCAAAUCAUGAUCGACGUCUGCCUAGAGAAGGGUCUAGAAAUAGCGGACAAGGCCACCAACUUGAAUAUAUGCGAGAAGCGUGCCCUCAGAAAUGUGAUCAUCGAUGGUAAAUACAUCAAUCUGAAUAUAAAGAGGAUAGAGGUUAUUAAUGAGAAUCCAGAGAGGACGUUGGAUCAGUAUUUGAACGCCGUUAUGCAAAGACUCCGUUACGUCAUGAUCAGGUUUCCUGAAUGUUGUCUCGUGGUGUGUCACUCGGAUGAAUACUACCACUUAUUUGACCCCUACGAGUCCCCCAUAGAGUCGGAAUUCUACUGCGGCUCAUCAUACUGCCCAUCGCGCGAGUCCGUGGCCUCAAAUGGCAGCUCUAAAAAAGGAGAUAAAAGACCACCGAGGACACUGUUUAACGCCACUUGGUCGCUCUGUCCCACUCUAGACAACGUGCUCUAUAGGAUACGGACUGUAGUGUCGCCUGAAACAGUAGAAGAGCCAGAGUUUUACAACUUCGAACUGACGUCAGUGAAAGCCCUUCCCAAAUACUCGGCACUAAACUGUAAACUGAGCCCUAUGUUUAAAGCAGAUGUCAACCCGAACGCACCCUACCUCCGCCCGAAGAAGCGGUGCCCUCGGAUUGACGAGAAACUGUACUGGUUGUGUUCCGACGGCGUUCCGUGGUCGAGGAUGAAUACGGAAAACAGCAUCGGCUGCCCGCGCCGCUCACCCCCAGCGGUAUGGAACGACUGGGAUAUAGAAGUCCCUGGAGAUCUCUACUCUGUCUGGGGAUCGCUACACCCCAACCACGACAAGUAUGUUGAAAGUCACCGCGGCACGCAGUAUCUAGCUACUUGCGUGGUCGCGCUCGCCUUCACUAAAGUCUGUAGACUCAGCGCGUGGACCGGCCGCCUCAUCGACGGUAUAGUUGACGCAGGGGACCACUACCACCAGCGAUGCCUGGAGUGUGUUGGAGAAGAACCAAAUACGGAACUAACCCUUGAGGUGCUACCGAAAACCUUCGAACUGUACCCGUACUCCUUCAAAGUUAAAUUCGAACAGGUCAUCUUUGGAUUCAUGUACAAUAAGCUGCAAGAUAGGUAUAAUUUAAGUGCGGCUCUUGAGUACUUCUUCGAAGCACACGACACUGGUAUACUUGUUUCUCCGAGCAAGAAUCUCGGGUUCGGAAAAAUUGCUGCGUCAUACUUCAUGUUCGAUUGUCAAAGCUUUGGAGUUCCCCUGUUUUCGCCUGACCAAGGAGUGGCGUACAUGUUGAAAUGUGAGAGUCUCAAUAGGUUAAUUUACUGUAUGACGAUGACGUUAAAUGUGAGGAAGCAUGGUCAGGUGUUCCAUUUGUACAGGGUAAAUAUACGCGUUCAGAGUAAAAAAGACAAUGAAAAUCAACAGUAAUAAAGUAUAUUGUUAAUGUA